Molecule: messenger RNA, 276 nt
Organism: Lactuca virosa
Lineage: Eukaryota; Viridiplantae; Streptophyta; Magnoliopsida; Asterales; Asteraceae
Source: the annotation of a GenBank genome assembly
AUGUUGAGGGGCCAUGCCCUCUUCCUACACCGAGCAGGUCUGCCACCAUACCACAUUAAUUUUCGUACCCCUGAAGUGCCUUCCAUCACUCGUUUCUGUCAUCACUCGUUUCAUCAUGGUUUAGUAGAAAUAUGCAAUGUCUUUCCCACUUCCAUAAAGAACUGGAAAGAGGAAUUCUUUUUUGUUUCUUCUGCUGCUUUUGAUGGGCCAAUGGCAUAUGGCGCUACUGUUGAUAGAGUUGCAAAUCCUUCUCCUUAUCUCACUCCCGAAGAAUAG